AUUCAAUUGAAUAUUGUAUUCAAUUUGGUUGUCCUUUACUUACAAGACAAAUGAAACAAUGGGCAAUAAAUUUAAUAAAUUAUAUUUUAUAUGAAAUAAUUAUAUCAAAUUUAUCAAUAAUGACAUGGCGUGGAAUUUAUCAUUAUCUUGAUAAUUAUUUCUAUCCUGACAAUGUGCCUAUGUCAGCUGGAAUAUCAAUUUUAAUUGGUUAUCUUCUUUAUUUUCCAUUAAUGUAUUUCCAAACAUAUUUAGAAGAAUUAAAUUUAAAAUAUGAUUUUUGGACAUUUAUUUCAAUAAAUUUUCCUCAAUUUUAUCGAAAUAUUCGUCAUUUAUUAGCAUUUAUAUCAUGUGUAUUUAUUUGGCGUGGAUAUUGGCUUAUUUAUGAUGAAUAUUUAUAUAUAUUUGAAGAUUAUUAUAAAACAUAUUUAUUAUUUUAUAUAAUAUCAUUUAUAUAUUUAAGUAUUCUUCAAACAGCAUCAUCAAUAAAUGGUCCAUUAAGUAAUAUGGAUGAUGAUAAUCAAUUUUUUCCACUUUAUCCACAUUGUUAUGUUUCAAUUGUUCAAAGAAAAUUUUCUCAAUUUAAAUGUUUUAGAGAAAAAAUUCAAGAAGAAAAUACAAAACUUUAA
Rotaria sordida is the source of this 626-nucleotide messenger RNA. The record is from the annotation of a GenBank genome assembly. NCBI's taxonomy places the organism in Eukaryota, Metazoa, Rotifera, Eurotatoria, Philodinida, Philodinidae.